AUGCCCAUUCUGGGCUUCGGCGUGUACCAAAUGCGCGAGUGUGCACAGCCUAUCGCCGCUGCAUUCAAGGCUGGGUACAGGCAUAUCGACUCCGCGCAAAUCUACAGGAACGAAGACCAGGUCGGGGAGGCGUUCAGGGCAAGCGGGUUACCGAGGGAGGCGGUGUUCAUCACUACGAAAGUCUCCAGCCGUAACCAAGGCUACAACAAGACGAUCGCCUCGGUUGACCAAUCGCUCAAGACGCUGGGGCUGGACUAUGUCGACCUCUUCCUCAUUCAUGAUCCACUGUCUGGCAAGGUCAAACGGCUAGAGACGUACAAAGCACUGCUGGAGAAGAAGGAGGCAGGAAAGAUCAGGAGCGUAGGGGUGUCAAACUAUGGUGUCCCUCACCUAGAGGAGAUCAAAUCUGCCGAUCUUCCCGCCCCGACCGUGAACCAGAUUGAGCUCCACCCCUGGUGCCAGCAGCGCCCAAUUGUCGAGUACUGCCAGAAGAACAAUAUCGUCGUAGAGGCCUACAGUCCUCUGACAAGGGGAGACUACCUGAACGAUCCGACAUUGCAAGCAAUUGCCAAAACUCACAACAAGGAACCCGCGCAAGUGCUUAUCCGUUGGUCCCUCCAAAAGGGCUACUCUCCCCUUCCCAAGUCUGCCACGCCCUCCAGGGUCGCCUCCAACGCCGACGUCUACUCCUUCUCGCUCUCGGAAGAAGAGAUGGCGAAACUAGAUGCGCAGGACAAGGCUGAGAAGGGCGCUGUCACGUGGAACCCGGUUAAUGCUGAGUGA
This is a messenger RNA of Dacryopinax primogenitus, 783 nucleotides long. Its product is annotated as Aldo/keto reductase. Bases 1 to 783 code for a protein of 260 amino acids. NCBI's taxonomy places the organism in Eukaryota, Fungi, Basidiomycota, Dacrymycetes, Dacrymycetales, Dacrymycetaceae. The record is from RefSeq and is a predicted model, not a curated record. Gene Ontology annotation, molecular function: oxidoreductase activity. The transcript has 5 exons.